This is a messenger RNA of Caenorhabditis auriculariae, 2662 nucleotides long. The record is from the annotation of a GenBank genome assembly. Lineage: Eukaryota; Metazoa; Nematoda; Chromadorea; Rhabditida; Rhabditidae.
AUGAAUAAAAUCAAAAUAAAAACACGAGCCGGCCGCGACAAAAAAAGAGAGGAGUGCACGAAAGAAAAAAAGAAAAGCUGUACAAAAUGGAAGGAAGCGGAUGGGCCAACAAAUGAUUAUUUAUCACUGUGAGUUUUUUUUUUCUAUUUGUCUUCCAAAACACGAAUGCGUUCCCUUUGUAAAGUGGUCGCUCAUUUUUUUUGAAUCGCUCCAUAUAUCAGGCGUCAAAAUAUCAGGCGUCAUUGAAUCCUUCAACCGUAGCUAAUCAGUACGGAGAAGGCAAAUAUUUACGUUCCGGAAUGGUUUUCUACGACAAUCAGCUCGUCUCCGAAUGAUGAGAAGCACUAACUGACCAUGUUAAUAAGUAAUUGGAGCCAUCUUAGAAUCGUAGCUUGGUGAAUUUGAACUUUCAGAAGUGUAUUUUUUUACUGUCAGAAUUGUUUUGAGUCAAAUGGAUCAAUAGAAAAGUUUAAUUUCAUGCUUCUUUUUUUUUCCAAGAACUUGAAUUUUCAGCAAUGAAGCAGGUGGCGAAGGCGAAGGCGGGGGUGAUGAAGAUCGAGAAAGGAGAGAUUCUAUUGAUCGAAAUGAGCAGCAGGAGCUAAUGAAGGACAAAGAGCGAGAAAAUCCUCAGAACAGGUCCAUUUUUGAACUUCUUUGUGAAAUAAGAUGAAGAUGGUGUUUAAGCGAGGGCGAAGAAAGAGAUGAAGCAGAAGGAGCUCAAAAUGAACCUUUUGAGCUUGAAAAUGGGCUUCCAGAAAGCGAGAAGAGCGUUUCGUCUCUGCUGAGGUGAAUUUCCAUGGAAUCAGUUCAAAAAGUUUUUUUAAAUUGUUAGCUAAAAGAAAAAGGGGCUCAUUAAGUUUUUUUAAAUUUUGUUGAGUUGAGAUGAAGUUGAAUUUUCAGCGUUGGAGACGGGAAACAACAACAAGGAGGGCAUGAAGAAGACGUCGACGUCGAAGAAGUCGUCGAAGAAGUGGAAGAGAAAGAAGGAGCUUCUUCUGAAGUCAACGAACGUCCACGGCUUGAAAAUGAAGUUCAGGCGUUCGAAAACAACGAUCCGAGGUAAAUGUUAACUGCAUCAGCUCAAAAGUUUAUCCUUUUUUUAGCCGAACAAAAAGGAAGAUUUAACUUUUUAAAACUUUUUCUUCUUCGCAACGUCCAUCUUUCAGUGACGGCGAAAGAGAAGAAGGAGAGGGUCAACGGGGCGACAGGAAUGAGCUUCCUCAGCUCGGACAGGAGCUCAUUGAGGAGGUCGAAGAGCCGGAGCCAUCUCAGUCGAGGUGAGAAUCAGUUGAACCUUGUCUAAAGUAGACUCAAAUGUUAAAUUGAAAGAGUUCGCAUACAGUCUGAUUUUUGGUUGUCAAAUAGCUGGCUCCGCCACUUUUAGGGUUUCUUAUAGGGUUGUUCCCUAGAGGGGACCCUCGAAGGUUGUCCCUAUAGUGACCAAUCUGGAGAUGUUAAGUAGUGUGUUCCGCGCGAAAAGGUUACUUUUUGAAAAAAUAUCAGAAAAAGAAAACUACCGUGAAACAACUUUUUUGCGCUUUUACUCCAAAACUGCAAGAAAAAAGGUCUUGAAACGAAAUAUAGCCAAUUUUAAUUCUAUCCGUCGACGGUGUUUCGAAAAAACAGGAGAAGAUGACGUGGGAUAUGCUAGAAUGCAAAAGGAAAGUCAAAAAAAAUGCAGCGCUUUUAAAGGAGCCUCAUUACGCGGAAUAAAACAUCGACGCGAAUGAUACCGUAUCCCCAAGGGUGGAGUUACCUUUUUGAAGUUUGAAAUCUCAAUCUGGAGAAUCCUUUGUAUUUUUUCUGAGAGUAGGAAUCAUAAUAUGGUCCGUUUUUCGAGACCUGAAAAGGGCGGGACCUCUCUGAGCCCUCUCAUUUUGAACUGUUCUUUUUUUUGCUCUGGCCGGCGAGGAAAGAGAGACACUAAAAAGAUCAAGUCGCGGCGGACGGACUUUGAAAAGAAUAGUUUUUCUCUGUUUAAACGGAAAAUCAAGUUGAUUUUUUAGCGAUGAAGAAGGAUCGGCUCUGACUAAUAUGGUUCCCGAUGAGAUUGAACCGGAAGAAGUCGGAAAUGAAGGUCCUGUUCCGUCCCAAAGUCAUGACAAUGGGUCUCCAGUGUCGGGAUACGAGGAACUAUCCAAUUCUGGAAAACUAUCCAAAUUCUCGCCGAAAAAUCCCCUCACAAGGUUUGAUUGUUUCUAAGUUUACAUGUGAAUAAAGCUGGCGAAGAGUCUGCCGAUUAAAAAUAGUUGACAGAAGUCAUGCUUUUUGAGUUGUAAAUUGAGACUUAGAUAACGACACAAAGGCGUGGCCAGAAAACAGCGGGCCAUUUUUAAAAAAAUCCAGGAAAAAUUUGAUUCGAAGCUUGCAGUGGAUGGUCAUUUUACUCCCAAAUUUCACAUUUUUAUCCAUUUUUUUAACAGGUCGAGUCAAGUUCCGGCGAAUGAAGUCGUUUCUUCCCCCGCGAACUCGGUUCAUCGUUCGUGCUCGGUGUUGGUUCUUUUUUUAUUUCAAAAAAUUUUCCAGAAUUUUUUUGAACGCGAAACUGCUAAAAAAAUAAAAGAAAAAAAUAAAAACGAUUCUUUAGGCCUAUAAAAGAAGUUUUUAUCAUUUAUCUGGUUUCAGAGAGACGGAGCCCGCCUACAUCGAAAGUCCUGAGUGA